Messenger RNA from Juglans microcarpa x Juglans regia, 1314 nucleotides. RefSeq names its product phosphoglycerate mutase-like protein AT74H. The coding region runs from base 159 to 1169 and encodes 336 amino acids. The transcript has 5 exons. The record is from RefSeq and is a predicted model, not a curated record. NCBI's taxonomy places the organism in Eukaryota, Viridiplantae, Streptophyta, Magnoliopsida, Fagales, Juglandaceae. Gene Ontology annotation, molecular function: phosphatase activity.
CCAUAACCUAUCAAGCCCAAGGAGCUGAGCUGAAACUUUCCUAGCAAAUGACUAGAACACCAAGGGUCUUAAGGUCACGCGCAUGAAGAUGACUCAAACUGGACCCUUUUCGCUUCUGCUGCUAAUUUUUGUUAUCUUUUUUGUCUGGUUCUCAAGGUAUGGCUGCCACUCUUUCUCCCACUCUAUCGGCAGUCUCAGUUUUGCACCCAAAAAGGUUUACUUCCAAGUACUUCAUCCAAUGCUGUGAGAACCCAAUUAGCGAAUCUGUUAAGCUGACUGAUAUUAAUGGGUUGGCUACUUUUCCUGAAAAGAAUACUCUUAGAUGGUCUGCUGCUAAAGUUCCACCUCCUAGGCCUCGCAGAAUAAUCCUGGUUAGACAUGGACAGAGUGAAGGAAAUCUUGAUGAGAGCGUUUACACAAGAGUUGCUGAUCCAAAGAUUGCACUGACGGAGAAAGGAAGGGCUGAAGCUGAGGAAUGCGGGAAAAUGAUUAAGGAGUUGAUUGAGGCGGACAAGGUUGAUAAUUGGAAGGUCUACUUUUACGUUUCUCCCUACAGAAGGACACUUGAAACACUAAAGAAUUUAGCUCGGCCAUUUGAGCGCUCAAGAAUUGCUGGCUUGAGGGAAGAGCCUCGUCUAAGAGAACAAGAUUUUGGGAAUUUUCAGGAUAGAGAGAAGAUGAGACUAGAGAAAUCCAUUCGCAUGCUUUAUGGUCGUUUCUUUUACCGCUUUCCAAACGGGGAAUCUGCAGCCGAUGUUUAUGAUAGAAUCACAGGAUUCAGAGAAACUCUGAGAUCAGAUAUUGAUGUCGGACGAUUUCAGCCACCUGGCCAACGAAAUCCUAACAUGAACUUGGUGAUAGUCUCGCACGGCCUAACACUCCGAGUGUUUCUAAUGAGAUGGUACAAAUGGACAGUGCAGCAGUUCGAGGGGCUUAAUAACUUGUGCAAUGGAAAAGCCCUUGUUAUGGAGAAAGGUUAUGGUGGGAGGUACAGCUUAUUAGUGCAUCACACUGAAGAAGAGCUAAGAGAGUUUGGAUUGACAGAUGACAUGCUGAUGGAUCAGGAAUGGCAAAAAUUUGCAAGACCAGGUGAACUAAACUAUGAUUGCCCAACGAUGAAUUCCUUCUUCACUCACUUCGAUGAUGAAUUUAGCACAGAUCCGAGUUAAGGGUGGUAUUAUUCAAGGCCAUUGUUUGUAUUUAGUAAAAAAUGUUCAUAAACUCUUUAAUUACACCUUCUCGUUGUCCUCUCUGGUUUGAACAGCAGCCUAUCUUUUGCAACCAUGCAAAAGGGAAAAUAAAUAUACUGUUUUC